Messenger RNA from Nelumbo nucifera (sacred lotus), 3120 nucleotides. RefSeq names its product phospholipase D delta-like. Gene Ontology annotation, biological process: phosphatidylcholine metabolic process; phospholipid catabolic process. Gene Ontology annotation, cellular component: plasma membrane. NCBI's taxonomy places the organism in Eukaryota, Viridiplantae, Streptophyta, Magnoliopsida, Proteales, Nelumbonaceae. Gene Ontology annotation, molecular function: calcium ion binding; D-type glycerophospholipase activity. The record is from RefSeq and is a predicted model, not a curated record.
UAUAAAAAUCGCAAAAAAAAGGAAAAAUAUUGGAAAAUCUCCGGCUAGUUACAGUUUCAGAGAUUGCCGCAUGAACACGAAUUCGAAGCAGUUGAACUCAAGCAAACCUUAUAUGCUUUUCUUCUUCCUGUUCGAUUCUUUUGAUUCUCUGUGACGCCAUAUACUAUAUCUCAACUCUACCGCAACUGACAACUGUUAUGGCUUCUAAUUCUGACGGAAACGUUGAAGAUUCGGCUUCCAUGGCUUCAAACCAAAUCAUCUACCUUCACGGAGAUCUGAAGUUGAAAAUCGUCAAUGCUGAAAACUUACCUAACAUGGAUUUAAUCUCUGAGCGUCUCCGCCGUUGCUUUACCGCCUGCGACACCUGUCGACAUCCGUCCGCCUCAGAGGACUCCAAACAGCGACGACAUCACCGAAAAAUCAUCACCAGCGAUCCUUACGUUACUGUUUCUCUUGCUGGAGCUACGGUCGCCCGCACGCGAGUUAUCCCUAAUUCCCAAGACCCUUGCUGGAACGAAGAGUUCAACAUUUCCCUUGCUCAUCCGACCGCCAAUGUCGAAUUCCAUGUUAAGGAUAAUGACAUAUUCGGUGCUCAGCUCAUCGGUGUUGUUCUGGUUUCUGCUCAGAGAAUCAUAUCUGGAGAGUUCAUUAAUGAACCGUUUUCGGUGAUUGGACCUAACGGAAAACCGCCCAAACCUGGUUCAGUUCUUUACCUGCAAAUGCAAUUUACUCCCGUCGAGACUAAUCCCUUGUAUCGACAUGGCAUUGCAGCAGAUCCAGAUCAUUUGGGUGUUCGACACACUUACUUUCCUCUGAAGAAAGGAGGGUCAGUGACUCUUUAUCAGGACGCACAUGUUCCCGACGGGAAGCUUCCGGAGAUUGAAUUGGAGAACGGAAAUAUUUUCCGUCAAGGCAAGUGCUGGGAAGAUAUUUGUCAUGCCAUAGUGGAAGCUCAUCACUUGAUUUAUAUUGUCGGUUGGUCUGUCUACCAUAAGGUGAAGCUACUCAGAGAGCCAACCCAGCCGUUGCCGAGAAGUGGAGAUCUGACACUGGGUGAGCUGCUCAGGUACAAGUCGCAAGAAGGAGUACGGGUGUUGUUGUUGGUUUGGGAUGAUAAGACCUCCCAUAGCAAUCUCUUCAUCAAUACGGCUGGUGUGAUGCAAACUCAUGAUGAGGAAACCAAGAAAUUUUUCAAGCAUUCAUCAGUCAUUUGUGUGCUAUCGCCUCGUUAUGCCAGCAAUAAGCUUAGCGUUGUCAAGCAACAGGUUGUUGGUACCCUUUUUACACAUCACCAAAAAUGUGUGUUAGUGGAUACACAAGGACCUGGAAAUAACAGAAAAAUUACUGCAUUUAUAGGUGGGCUUGAUCUUUGUGAUGGCCGCUAUGACACACCUGAUCAUCGAUUGUUUCGUGAUCUUGAUUCUGUGUUUCAGGAUGAUUAUCACAAUCCUACAUUCCCUGCAGGAACCAAGGCUCCAAGGCAACCAUGGCAUGAUUUGCACUGCAAAAUUGAAGGCCCUGUUGCAUAUGAUGUGCUUAAAAACUUUGAGCAGCGUUGGAGAAGAGCAAGAAAAUGGUCAGAAUUUGGACGGCGUUUCAAAAGGGUUUCUCAUUGGCAUGAUGAUUCUUUGAUAAAGAUAGAACGGAUAUCAUGGAUUCUUAGUCCACGUGGGGAUCCUAAUUCACAAUCUGUUUCUCCUGAUGAUUCUACCCUAUGGGUUUCUGGGGAAGAUGAUCCUGAAACCUGGCAUGUUCAGGUUUUCCGAUCUAUUGAUUCUGGGUCACUAAAAGGAUUUCCUACCAAAAAUGUUCAUCAAGCUCAUGAGCAGAACCUUGUCUGUGAAAAAAAUCUGGUGAUAGAGAAAAGCAUUCAAACUGCAUAUAUCCAGGCAAUAAGAUCUGCCCAGCACUUCAUAUAUAUCGAAAAUCAGUAUUUUGUUGGAUCAUCUUACGGAUGGCCAUCUUACAAGAGUGCAGGUGCUGAUAAUCUAAUACCAAUGGAAUUGGCGUUGAAAAUUGCUAGUAAAAUAAGAGCUAAGGAGAGAUUUGCAGUGUAUGUUGUAAUACCGAUGUGGCCUGAGGGUAUCCCUACUUCUGCCUCUGUUCAAGAAAUUCUUUAUUGGCAGGGCCAAACAAUGCAAAUGAUGUAUGAAAUUAUUGCAAAGGAACUAAAAUCUGUGCAGCUUGAGAACUCACAAGUUAAUGACUACCUGAAUUUCUAUUGUCUUGGUAAACGGGAAGAACUACCCAAGGAUAUGCUUGGUUCAAGUAGUCUAGCUUCUACUAAUGGUGAUACGGCAUCAGCUGCCCAAAGAUCCCGCCGAUUUAUGAUUUAUGUACAUGCCAAAGGAAUGAUAGUAGAUGAUGAGUAUGUCAUCUUAGGGUCUGCCAAUAUCAAUGAACGAUCUUUGGCUGGUAACAGGGACACAGAGAUAGCUAUGGGUGCUUAUCAACCUCAUCACACAUGGGCUGUGAAGAAACGCCCACGCGGUCAGAUACACGGUUAUAGGAUGUCUCUCUGGGUGGAGCACCUUGGUGUAGUGAAGGACUGCUUCUUGGAGCCUGAGAGUGUGGAUUGUGUGAGGACUGUGAACAGUAUGGCUGAAGAUAACUGGAAGAAGUUUACAGCUGAGGAGGUUACAGAAAUGCGUGCCCACCUUCUCAGGUACCCGAUCCAGGUGGAAGCUGACGGAAAGGUGGGCCCUUUGCCUGGGUACGAGAAUUUUCCUGAUGUUGGUGGCAAGGUACUCGGCAACUAUACGUCUCUCCCUGAUGCUCUGACCACAUAGCUCCAACCAUUUACAUUGUAGAUUAAUUCUGAUAGAUUGACGAGUGCGUUUAUGCUUUGUAUUUUUUAUAUUACAUUUAAAAAUAGAAUAAAAAUGAAUUCCCGUGUAAAACUUUCCAUUUACUGUAGGGGUUCAGUUUGUGGGAAUAGGGUCUACUAGAAUCAGACUUGGAAAUUUCAAUCAUUUGUUGGGUGGAAUCAGAAUUCGUUAAAUUCCUGGUGGAAUGGCAUUCUCUCAUUUAAGAGAAUGGCCAUUUCUUUCCCUCUCUUGAGAAUAAGAAUGUAUUCCAGUUGAUUCUGAUUCCAAUUUUGAUUCUUGUCUGAAUAGAUCA